Aureobasidium vineae is the source of this 578-nucleotide messenger RNA. The record is from the annotation of a GenBank genome assembly. NCBI's taxonomy places the organism in Eukaryota, Fungi, Ascomycota, Dothideomycetes, Dothideales, Saccotheciaceae.
CAAUCAUGUCGUUCAGAGCCGGUCUCCGUUUCUUCAAUGCUUUCCGCAACCAGGCUGUCCGCACCGGCAAGCCCGUCGCUCAGAGACGCACCUAUCAGUCCGCAGCCGAGACCAAUGUUGACCCUCCGCCAAACCAGUCUCGUCUCCAACAGCUCUGGUCGUCUCCCGUCGGCCCCAAGACCGUCCACUUCUGGGCCCCUAUCAUGAAGUGGGGUCUCGUCCUCGCCGGAGCCGCCGACUUUGCUCGUCCCGUCGAAUCGCUUUCGCUGUCGCAGAACGGUGCCCUCAUGGCUACCGGUUUGAUCUGGACCCGCUGGUGCUUUGUCAUUAAGCCCAGAAACCUUNUUGUACGUGCAAUGAACUCUAAGCCCGAGUCUCGCGGUCAAAACCUCGCUUCCGUCAACUUCCUCCUCUUCUGCGUCGGCGCAACACAGGUCUCGCGUAUUCUCCUCUGGCAACAAGCCCAAAAGGGCGACUCUAUCCCCGAAGAACUCAAGAAGGCUGGCAAGCAGGAGGGCAGAGAACUUGAGGCUAUCGCCAAGGACCCCAAGGGUGCCAUUGAGAACGCCAAGAAGGUU